GUUACUUUCUAAGGGGGGUAAAGAAACCCGUGGAGCUUCCACAACUGCCAGCAUGUUUUAAGGCCACACCUUAGUUAAGGAUCAGAAAAAGAGGUGUUUGCAUGUGUUCAUGUGUUAUGUUAAGAGGCAGUUCUUGCGCUUUAAAUCUACUGUUCGGAAUGACAGCUUUUGACCGCAACACCCGUAUUAUUCGCCCUUCCAAGAAACUGCAGCCCUGCCUUGGGGACCCGGCCUGUAUUUGCCGAGUUCCCGUGUCUGCCCCGUGUGCCGGGCGCUGGGGCACCUGCGCUCCCCGGGCCGCUCGGCUGUCGGCGAUGGCACAGCCUGUGCCGCUUGCCGCCCUCACUGCCAGGCAGCGGCCCCUGCUCUCCCCCGCCAGCGCCCCGCGCCCGUUCCGCGCCUCCCCGCGCUCCGGAGCGGGGCCCAGCGCCUUCCCUUCCCGGCUCCAGGGCCGCACACAGGCCGGGACCCGUCCCAGCGCCCACGGGGCCGAGCCCAGGCGGCCCGGCGGCGUUUGGCUCUGUUACCGCCGGGCACCGCUCGGGACAGCUGUCCCUGUGCCUGUACCUGCCCUGCCCGCGCUCCCUCCGCCGCUCCGUCCCCUGAGGGCCCGGGCUCGCGCCCUGCCCUCACCGGGAGCCGCCGCGCGCGGCCGCACGUCCGGGAGCUCUGCGGGGACGGGAACCCACCGAGCCGCGCUCCUCCGCCGAACGUGCUGCCGAAUCCGCCCUUUCUAAACAGUCCUGAAUCCUCAAGAGUUUGGAAUUAGCAGCUGAACACCAAGAUUUUCUCUCUGCUCCUGGGGAACUACUGCAGCAGACAUUUCAAUGCAAGAGGAAAGAGUUUCCUUCACUUCUGUUCUACAAGCAGCAUCAUCCCCAGCCAGAAGUAAUUGCCAGUCAGUGCUAAAUGUCAUCUGUCCUGAAGGGAUCAUCUUAUCUACUGCAUGAUGGAUGUAAAUAAAGCCUUACAGCUCAUUUUGUCUGACAAGCUUCUCCUCAGCUUUCCCUGUAACCCUGUGUGUGUAUUCACAUGGGGGUGGCAGGGGGAGAGAGCCAUGGCAAGGAGAAGGCACCUCUGCUGAUUUGGACACACACUGGCAAUUUUAAUGGUUUGAAAUUAAAAGUCUUUGUUCCAGAUUUGCAGGCACUAAAAGUUACUAGUAAGAAUUGACCAGUAUAAAAGUAAAACAUUUCAGGUUUAUGGUAACAUAGCAGUAAAUUUAAGUAUUUAUUCAUAAUUUAAAAUGAAGCCUAAGAAACCUUUACUCUAAAGUUCGUAUGAAGGAAAACAGUAAUGUAAUCCUAUAAUAGUCUGUACACCUGUUUACAGAUAAUUGCUAUAUUCUUUACCUAUUCAAGACACAGAAAUAAAAAUGAGAAAUACUUCAGUUUAA
Molecule: messenger RNA, 1396 nt
Organism: Parus major (Great Tit)
Lineage: Eukaryota; Metazoa; Chordata; Aves; Passeriformes; Paridae
Product: putative SCAN domain-containing protein SCAND2P
Exons: 2
Coding region: 102-737 (211 amino acids)
Source: RefSeq, a predicted model, not a curated record